Messenger RNA from Lacerta agilis (Sand lizard), 2467 nucleotides. RefSeq names its product enoyl-CoA hydratase and 3-hydroxyacyl CoA dehydrogenase (gene EHHADH). NCBI's taxonomy places the organism in Eukaryota, Metazoa, Chordata, Lepidosauria, Squamata, Lacertidae. The record is from RefSeq and is a predicted model, not a curated record. The coding region runs from base 89 to 2272 and encodes 727 amino acids. Gene Ontology annotation, molecular function: (3S)-3-hydroxyacyl-CoA dehydrogenase (NAD+) activity; NAD+ binding. Gene Ontology annotation, biological process: fatty acid beta-oxidation. Gene Ontology annotation, cellular component: peroxisome. The transcript has 7 exons.
GGUUCCCACAGGCGCCGCCUUCUUUUCGGUGCUGCUUAAUCCAGCUCGAAGCGUCUAUUGAGCUCGUAGGGUCCGUCCGCGCGAGAUCAUGGCUCUGUACACGCGGGGAUCGGCUGCAGUGGCCGUGAUUCGACUGUGUAAUCCUCCACUCAACACGCUCAGCCCUGCAACUUUACUGGCUUUAGAACGAGAUGUGAAGCAUGUAAAUACUGAUCCUACAGUGAAAGCUGUUGUGAUUUGUGGAGCAAAUGGGAAAUUUAGCGCAGGUGCUGAUAUCAAAGGAUUUCCCAGGAUAGGUCAAGGAGACAUGCCCAGCUUGGAGGCAGUAGUUUCUCUGAUAGAGAAGAGUGAAAAACCAGUGGUGGCUGCUAUUGAAGAGUUGGCUUUUGGAGGAGGCCUGGAAGUAGCACUGGGCUGUCAUUACAGGAUUGCAAAUAAGCAGGCUCGGGUAGGUUUACCUGAGGUCACAAUAGGCUUACUUCCUGGUGCUGGCGGGACUCAACGACUUCCCAGACUGAUUGGAGUACCAGCUGCAAUUGAAAUCAUCACCACAGGAAGACAUGUGCCAGCAACUGAAGCGCUGAAACUGGGAAUCCUAGAUGGGAUUGUGGAAGGAAAAACAAUCGAAGCAGCCAUAAACUUAGCAGAAAGGGUAGUAGGACAGCCUUUGGGCCCUCGCAGGCUCUGCCAAAAACAAACUCCCAGGCUACCCAACAUGGAAGCCGUUCUUGAUGCAGCUUUUGUGAAGGUGAAGAAGCAGGCCGGUGGGUGCCUCUCGCCGGAAAUGUGUUUCCAUGCUGUAAAAGCCUCUGUGUACUUGCCAUUUGCAGAAGGAAUUCGCAGAGAAAGAGAGCUGUUCAUGUUCCUCUUGACUUCAGGACAGGCUAAGGCAUUGCAAUAUGCCUUCUUUGCACAAAGGUUGGUGGAGAAGUGGGCAUUGCCCAGUGGAGCAUCUUGGAAAACUGCAGUCCCUCAGCCAGUCCGGAGAGCGGCUGUGAUAGGUUUAGGGACAAUGGGACAAGGCAUCGUGGCAUCUCUGGUCAAGGCUAAAAUUCCUGUAGUGGCUCUUGAACAGGAUAAAAAGCAUUUGGAGCUGGCUAGAGGAACUAUCACAGCUCUUUUAGAACGGGAAGUUUUAAGACUGCAACAGAAUGGCCAAACACUGGCUGCCUCUAUGCCUGGUUUGCCUCAGUUCACACUGGAUUUUGGUGCACUGAAGGAUGUAGAUAUGGUUAUUGAGGCUGUGUAUGAGGAUAUGGCUCUGAAGAAGGAAAUCUUCCAGAAGUUAUCAGCAGUCUGCAAACCUGAGGCCUUUCUGUGCACGAACACCUCUUGCCUUGAUAUUGAUGAGAUUGCUUCUGUCACAAACCGCCCUCAGCAAGUUAUUGGUACCCAUUUCUUCUCACCAGCUAAUAGAAUGAAGCUACUAGAGAUAAUCCAUGGUCAGCGAACAUCUCCCACUGCCAUUGCCACAGCCAUGAGAGUUGGCAAAGCUAUGGGCAAAAUUGGGGUUGUGGUAGGGAACUGUUUUGGUUUUGUUGGGAACCGAAUGCUGAAUUCUUACACUGAGCAAACAUACUUCCUCUUGGAAGAGGGCAGUACUCCAGAGGAAGUAGACAAAGCUCUGGGGGAAUUUGGUUUCAAAAUGGGUCCCUUCCGUGUUUCAGACCUUGCUGGGCUUGAUGUGGGCUGGAGAUCUAGGGAAGGGCAAGGCCUGACUGGACCCAGCCUGCCUAUUGGCACACCUCCUCGUCAACGAGAGGGCAGACGAUACAGCCCACUCCCUGAUAUUCUGUGCGAGAAGGGGAGAUAUGGCCAGAAAACUGGGAAGGGUUGGUACCAAUAUGAUAAACCUGGGGGAAGGGUAGCAAACUCAGAUCCGUGGCUUCAUAGUUUUCUUACUGAGUACAGAAGUGCUCAUGGUAUUUCAGUACGCACCAUUAGCCUAGAUGAGAUCCUGGAACGCUGCCUAUAUUCCCUUGCCAAUGAGGGUUUCCGGAUAUUAUCCGAUGGAAUAGCUUCUUGUCCAGAAGCUAUUGAUACCAUCUACAUCAAUGGCUAUGGCUGGCCCAGACAUAGGGGUGGUCCCAUGUUCUAUGCUUCUGAGGUAGGGUUGCCUACGGUUCUAGCAAAAUUGCAGAAGUAUGCUGAGGCUAAUCCUGACAUACCCAAACUACAGCCCAGUGCCUUUCUGCAGAAGCUUGUAGCCUUGGGCAGCCCUCCUCUGAAAGAGUGGUCAUCACUUGUGGGAACUCAGAACAGCAAGUUGUAAUUACACUGCAAGCAGUCUGGUUUUCCCAUUCCAAUACUUUUGACUGUUCCAGUCCAAACUAAAACACAGCGCAUUGUAGAACAUUGUCAGUGUCUCUUCUGAUUCUAAUACAAUGUACACAUCUAUGUAUCCUGCCUAUGUGAGUGAAAUACUGCUGCUUGCAGCAUGCUUUUUAUCAUACCUUCUUGGAAUUGU